UUUCAGCCAACCUGGAUCUAAAAUCUCGGCAGUCGCUGGCCGAUGGUGGAACUCUCGUACUUCCCUGCACUCUUGCGCAACAUCCGAUGGGGGAACAUGGAGAGUCACGAGAAAGAGAAGCACCUCCGAGAGCCAUUGUUGUGUGACUCGUCCACCGAGGACAGCAGCGAGUCUGAUGAUGAUGGGGUCAGGGAACGACACAUGGCCUACAAGAGUCACGUGGUAGUGUCGGUGGAGCCUAAGCUCACGCGGUCCGAGCGACUGCUGCGGUCUGGAUGGUCUUUGUCCACUUUUUCCAGGCAUCAUCACAUGAACACCGUGCCAAGCGUGGAGACCACCCAGGACAUUGUGAACAAGGCCCUUGCCCAGUUGGCCGGGCUCACCAUCGCCGCCGUCGGGCUGCUAUUGUUUGCGUUAUAUCGAGAGGCCAUGUGAUUGUACACUAAUGCAAUUUGUUUCGUUUUUGUGAA
Messenger RNA from Aphanomyces astaci, 470 nucleotides. RefSeq lists its product as hypothetical. The record is from RefSeq and is a predicted model, not a curated record. NCBI's taxonomy places the organism in Eukaryota, Oomycota, Saprolegniomycetes, Saprolegniales, Verrucalvaceae. The coding region runs from base 43 to 435 and encodes 130 amino acids. The transcript has a single exon.